AACAGUAUUCAUGGAGCCUAACAUAGGGCAAGCUCUGGCCGCUGUCCUCACGCUGCUGGUGACCACGAGAGCACUGUGGUAUCUGCUCUGGAGGCCGUAUGCCAUAGCCAGGUGGUUCGGGCGGCAGGGCAUUAGAGGUCCGCCUUACAAAUUCCUGGUUGGGUCCCUGCCGGAGUGCCAAAGGAUGGUUGUUGCCGGGAGAGCCAAGGAUCUGGACACCAGCUCCCACGACUGCGUCACUACGGUGCAACCCUUCUUCCGUAAAUGGGCCUCCCUGUAUGGAAAAACAUUCCUGUACUGGCUGGGACCGACACCAGCACUGUGUUGUACAGACAUGGAGCUGGUGAAGAAAGUGUUAACCGACAGGACAGACAUGUUCCAAAAGGACUAUUUGAACCCAAGCUUGGAUCCAGUUCUGGGGAACGGGGUUGUGUUCGCAAACGGAGACGACUGGAAGCGGCGCCGCAAAUUCAUCCACCCUGCUUUCAACCAAGGGAUGAUCAAGGCCAUGUCAGAAAUAACGUUGGAGUGCACACAGCGGACAAUGGAACGGUGGCGCGCAAAAAUUCAAGAGAGCAGCAGGCAGCAGACCGAGAUAGACAUGAGUCACGACUCUGACGAAAUAGCCAUGAGUGUCAUUGCACGAAUGAUGUUGGGCAAGAACUACAAGGAGGCCUGGGAGGUGCUGGUCGCCGGUAAAGAGCAGUUGAAGCUUGCCACAUAUGCUUUUGCGGAUCCUCCGGUAACUGGAUUCAAGUACCUGCCGACACCUCGCAACCGUCGGACGUGGCAACUUGACAAGCUUGUGAGAAGCAAGAUCUCACGGAUCAUAGAGGCACGACUUGGUAGCAGCAUCUACGAAGACGACCUGCUGGGGCAGAUGCUGCAGCUGCAGGCAUGUAGCAAGACCCAGACUCUGAGCACCGAGGAAAUGGUCGGCGAGUGCAGGACCUUCUUCGCGGCUGGGUACGAUACCAGCGCCAGCCUCAUUACCUGGGAGAUGUUCCUGCUGGCCAGCUACCCACAGUGGCAGGAGAUGGUCAGGGAGGAGGUCGUCCGGGAAUAUCCUGCUCACCACCUGCCCUUAGUUGAUUCCCCUGGCAAACUGAAGCUGCUUAACAUGUUGCUCUUGGAGACACUGAGGCUCUAUGGCCCCAUAGCUUUCCUACAGAGGAAGACUUCCUCAGACACCACCCUCGCGCACAUGAAGGUGCCGAAAGGAACUAUGAUAACAAUACCGUUGGUGAUGUUGCACCGGGACAAAGAUGUCUGGGGGCCUGACGCUGACAUGUUUAACCCCAUGAGGUUCCAGAAUGGCUUCUUGAAGGCCGCCAAGCAUUCGCACGCGCUGUUGGCCUUCUCAUGCGGUCCUAGGGUCUGUGCUGGGCAGAAUUUCGCCAUGGUUGAGGUGCAGAUCGUGAUAGCCACCAUCCUGAAGAGUUUCACCUUCUCCCUGUCCCCUACUUAUGUGCACAAGCCCAGCAAUUUCAUCACUCUGACGCCCAGGUACGGGCUCCCUCUCAUCGUGAGGAAACUGCAGCAGGCUGUGUGAUCAUCCUGCGACAUCAUACUGGAGCUCUUUUUUUGUUGCGAAAAUCAUACUGGAGCUCUAUAGUGUGAUAUGUCAUGUACUAUGCAAUAGUGUACUAAAUAAUAUACCUAGCACGAAAAU
Triticum dicoccoides is the source of this 1672-nucleotide messenger RNA. Its product is annotated as cytochrome P450 709B2-like. Lineage: Eukaryota; Viridiplantae; Streptophyta; Magnoliopsida; Poales; Poaceae. The record is from RefSeq and is a predicted model, not a curated record. The transcript is spliced from 5 exons. The coding region runs from base 11 to 1552 and encodes 513 amino acids. Gene Ontology annotation, molecular function: oxidoreductase activity, acting on paired donors, with incorporation or reduction of molecular oxygen; monooxygenase activity; iron ion binding.